GGAAAGGAAGGGAGAAAGCGGGCGCGGUGGGGCCCGUCGAGGAGAAUGAGCCCGCGCAGGAGCCCUGAGCCGCGGCUCCAAAAUGGCGGCCACGAAGGUGGAGGGGGUGAAUCAUCCGCACGCACACAGUGACCCGUUGCUGCCGCCCUGCAGCCCCAGGGGAGUAGGCCGGGGGCGCAGGAGGGCAGCUUCCCCCAUCUUUCCCCUCGUCACAGGAGCGCGUUGGCAUCCCAUGCCGCCUCUUCGUGCCUCCCCGCAGUUUCUCUUUCUCCUCCUCGUGGGAAAUGUUCACUUUCUUCUUCUCUUCCGCCCCCUUUCUAGCCCUCUCUCCGAGAGUCUCUCCUCCUAAGUAAAAGCUGACUCCUUUCCCUGCCCCCGCGGCACAUCAUCCAAGCGGCUCCCAGCUCAGUGCCUCCCCCCACUUUUGAAAAAUGCAGCUGCGCCCCUCACACACAUGUAACUGCGUCCCACUCCCCUCAUCGCUUCUCCGCCUUCUUGGUAGAAAACCUUAUAAUAUUCCUCCUUUCUGCCUACAUUUGGCCUCUUCUUGCAAUAACUUGCUUCUGUCACUUUUCCUCCCCCAUGUUAAAAUCCAGCGUGACUUAUCUUUCCCUAGGCUACAUCAGCCCUGAUAUUUUCUUUGCCCCCAGACACAUGCAUACAACUUUAGCCCAACCAACCUGCAGGGUUUCCCUCCCCUCUCCCAGCAGUUGAUGGACCGAAGCUUCGGAGAAAUGUGUGCGAAAGUGGAACUCUCAAAUUGACAGAUAGCUUAGGGGAGAGAAAUAAAGAUGAUGCUAUAGGAAAGUGGGGUGGGUCUGCUUUUGAUAUUGGCAUAAGGUUGGAAUGAAUCCAUCUGUUAUGAAAAAAAACCUCUAGUCCGGGAUAAUGAAAAGGCAUACUACUCCUUCAUGCCUUGAGUGUGAGCCUACUUUUUUUUACAUUGGUUCUACACCCCCACCUCUUUCAGGAAGUUUUAUGUAUUACUUGUUGAGAUGGGGGUAUACAUGUUAAUAUAUAUGCCAGUAUACAUGCCCUUCAUCUUAUUAUGCACACAACUUCUUAUUCCUGUCUUUAACUUAUAAUUUUUUAUACUCCAUUCUCCAGACCUUUCACCUUGUAGCUUUUGCAAGCUAUUGCCAAAUACUCUAGUCUUUCCCACAAUCACUUGAUCAUCCCCAUAUUUGUCCAAAAUAUCUUUUCAGCUUUAACUUCCUUUUGGGUUCUAUCAUUUCCCCACACAUUCUCCGCCUUUAUCUUGCUUCUUGCAUCCUUCUUGCAUAUUUAAUUCUCUGAUCUCUUUAUUUUUGCCUGGUAUUCUGAUCUUGCUUUUGCAGAAGUAAUUUACAGAGCCUGUUUACUCAGAAAUCAGUACCAUAAAUUUAAGGGGACCUAUUCCAUAGUGUGUUUUGGAUUAUGGGCAUAAUAUAUUGCAGUUUGAUCAACUGGGACCCUUCAGUUAUUUCACUUCAUACUACUUCUAAAUAAUUCAUUGUAUAUGUAUAGUUCAUUUCUGUUGUUCAAAGCAUUUCACAGUGUUACAAGAGCUCUGUGAAAUUGGCCAUUGUUCCAAUAAUGUAGGUAAAGGACUGGAACUGAAUAGUUGCUUGCCCAAGGCUACUGAGAUGAGAUCUGAAGUGGAGGAGUUCUUGGCUGAGUUCAGUAGCCACUGUGGGGCACAGGAUUCCAUUUAGUCAGAAGAGCUCAGUUCAUGAGGAGCCCUACAAGAUCAAUCAAUCUGCCUGAGUCAGUUGGAUGUUUUCAGGAAGCCCAUAACUGGUAUGAAGGUAGGUGGUGCUAGAACACUUGCUGUAUGGAAUCUUGUUCUGUAAUAUGGGGGAAGAGGAAGGACUGCAUCAUCAAACUCAAUUAUUGGACACAAUGUUUGUACGCGGACUAAAGAGGAAAUGUAUUGAUGGGGAGGAAGAUAUUGAAGGAACUUUAGCUGGGUUUAAAGCUAUCCCUUCAUACAAUCUUCAGCGCCAGUCACUGCUAGACAUGUCUUUGGUUAAACUUCAGCUCUGCCACAUGCUUGUUGAACCUAAUCUGUAUCGUUCAGUGCUUAUAGCCAAUACAGUACGGCAGAUCCAAGAGGAAAUGACCCAAGAUGGAACAUGGCAGAUGAUAAAUGCACAGAAUACAGGACCAACCUCUUUAGACUGUCUGGUGUCAACAGAUAUCCUCUGUCGUUCUUCUAAGGAACAAGCUGAAGAAAAGCUUGUUCAAGGUUAUGGUGGCUUCUCAAAAGACUUUGAGGACACACAGUCCAAAGAGAAUGCAGAAAUCUUAAGACCUGCUCCAUUACAAGCUCCUAGAAACCUGCAGGGUAACAUGUGGGAGAUGGAAAGCUCUCCAGAAAACAGAGGAAACUUCCAUAAAUCAUUAGAUCAAAUAUUUGAAACCUUAGAAACAAAAACUCCCGACUCUGUCGAAGAUCUCUUUUCAGAAGUUGACAGUUCCUAUUACAAUCUUGAUACAGUGUUAACAGGAAUGAUGGGCGGUACAAAAAUGGGACAUUGUGAUGUACUUGAAACAUUUCCUCAAGCAACUACUAAUUCUAAUUCUAACUGUAAAUCUGACCUUAAUGAGCUUGAUCAUUUUGUGGAAAUUCUGGUUGAAUCUUGAGACACAGGGUACAGGAGACAUCCAAGAAGCCAGAUUUUGAGUAGUAAAACUUCCAAAUAGCUUGUCCUCUCAAAACUGCACGUGAAUUUUCCAAAAAUGCACUUCAGUUUGCAAAUUCAUGUUAAUGUGGUCUAACAUUAACCUGAAAUUUGUAUUGUUCAAACUGCAAGUACGUAUUUUCAGGGCCACAAUUCACUGUGGGUGUUCCAGGUAUGCCUAUGAGUUACCAGAUGCCCAGCAGGUCUUCCAUCUUUUUUUCUUUAAUAUACGCCAGACCCGUGCCAUGUCAAACGGUUUUGGAAAUCCCUGGUGUUUCGGUAAUGGCUUGGUGUGUCACAAGACCCUUCAGUACACAAUCCUCUGUAUCUUGCUCAUACAUCUUCCCCUUCUCCUUGGGGCUCAACAUUUAAGACUUUUUUUUCCAAAAAAAAUUAUUUGCAAAUCCCUUCUAGUGAUUAGGGAUAUAAAAUGGUGUAGUAGGAUUUAUUUUCUUUUGACCAUCUCAUUCCUCCAUCCUCUGUAUAAGUGCUAAACAAACUCCAGUCCUCAGCCUAUAGAGGCUGGAUAUAAAGUCCUUAGCCUAAGUCAAACUCUGCUGUCCAGGCGGAGUCCUUUUCUACACCCCGUCAUUUCUUCCUGUUGUCUUCAUCAGUUGACUUUCAUGGGACUACCUUUAAUGGUUUGAGGAUCAAAUGCUUGGUUCCAUCUCCUUAAUUUCAAGUAAAUAUUUCACUGACAUCCAUAAACUUUCUACACAAGCUCUUAAAGAGCCUUAAAGCAGUGAUUCUCAUUAUACUAGCUAGCUUUUUCUGUCAUUAUUUUGUUUUUUCAAAUAUAGUUAUAGUUUUUAAAAAGUGUUUAUAAGUGUUCAGAAUCUUUCAGCUAUUUUCUGAAGAUAUAUUUUUGCUACAAAUCUUCUGCCAACUGCUUAUUUAGUGCCUGGAGAUACCUGCAGUUGUAUUUUUUUAAUCACUUUGAAAAAGGGAUUUUUUUUCUUACCAUGGAGCCUCCCUUCUCUAGCUCAGUAAAGGUGUGUAAAUACCACAUUCAGGUAGGAGCAGUUGUCAGCAUUCAAGCCUGGAGUACUGUUUAGGAGUAAUGUUACCUUUGACAUGUGAACAUCUGAGGAGUUCUAAUAAGGCUGCAUGAAGUCUUGAUCCAUUUACAUUUCAAGCCAUGUUUUUUUUUUCCUUUUCAAGCAUAAAUUAUGUGGGUUUUAUUUAUAAAUAUAUACAAAUAUAUAUGUCAUCGAGUGAACAAUUUGGCUGAAGUCUACCAUCCCACUUAAUUCCGUGUUUGGGGAGCACCCCACCUUGCACUAAACACUACAGGAUUGUUACAGAGGCCUUUCAAGAGUGUUCUCCAAACAUUCAAAAAAUGUCUUAAUUUCUAAAAGAGUUUCUGGUGAGAAGAUACUUGACAGCAUUUUCAAUGAAAAAUUGAUCAGUAUUUGCCUUGGUAAAAACAGUGAUACAAAAAACAUAAAUGCAGGGUGAGAAGAGAAGAGCUAUGAAUUCUCUUGACUAAAGUUAAUGUUCUCACUUAACUGUUAUGGGGCAUUUCUGCCAUUUAACCAUUUCAGCUAUUUGUAUCAGUUUGCUUGGAUUGGAAUUGGAAUUGGAAAUGUUGCUUUACAGUCUCCUGACUUUACCAGAAUGUGAUACUGGAAAACAGAUGUGAUACUGUAUUCAUGCACAUCUCAGAACAUUAGACACCUUACCUCCCAGCAUAGAUGCUGCAGUAUAUUCUUUAUGCAACGGGAGUCACUGUAACCCCUUGAAGCCAGUAGAACCGUGUGCCACACAUGUCCCAGAACAACUCUUCAAAGCAUCAAGAUCCUUGUCUUGUGUAUGUGUAGCUAACUGUCUUUGUCUUAGUUUAGGUGGCAACCUUAAACAACUUUGUAUAACUAGCCCCUCCUGAGGUUCAUGGGGCCACUUACAAGGAAGUGAUUUCAUGAUUGUAGCCUUAAUUUAAGUGCUUUUGAAGCACCCGAUUUGAAAACAGCAUUGUUUGUUUUCCAGUCUUGGCAGGUAGAGAUGCCAAUUUCUGUAACUCAGUUUUGUGCCAGACCAUGCAGUUUGUAAGGGGAACUUUCUUAUGCAUUUGAAAGUGAUUAAUGUCUUUUUAUAUUAAAGUUGAAUAUGAAGUGUCA
This is a messenger RNA of Varanus komodoensis (Komodo dragon), 4780 nucleotides long. It is a transcript of the gene CDCA4, whose product is annotated as cell division cycle associated 4. The transcript has 3 exons. Gene Ontology annotation, molecular function: transcription regulator activity. Bases 1834 to 2625 code for a protein of 263 amino acids. NCBI's taxonomy places the organism in Eukaryota, Metazoa, Chordata, Lepidosauria, Squamata, Varanidae. Gene Ontology annotation, cellular component: nucleus. The record is from RefSeq and is a predicted model, not a curated record.